Molecule: messenger RNA, 2703 nt
Organism: Anarrhichthys ocellatus (wolf-eel)
Lineage: Eukaryota; Metazoa; Chordata; Actinopteri; Perciformes; Anarhichadidae
Gene: hhipl2
Product: HHIP-like 2
Exons: 9
Source: RefSeq, a predicted model, not a curated record
GUUUUGUUUUAAUUGGGACAAAUUAUGGUAGACAAGGUGCAUUUUUACCUGGAUUGCGCAGGUGGCGAGACGCGUGGAGGGCAACUAAGGCAGUGACUGGCUGCUGGGACGCACGUCCACCUACUUUUGCUCACGCGUAAAACAUACAUUCACGCGCACGCGCGCACACUCUGUCUUACACAUAAAGGAGACUAAACAGUUGAGCUCUUUCGGGGGCAGACGUCAAAAAUGACAAGUAUGCAAGAUACUGCGCUGCCUCCAAGUGGAGCCCGUUGCGCCUUUUUUACGCACGACGGCACGUCCGAGCUCAUCCAAAAAGCCCACGAGCCUUCCCGAGUUUAUCCUGAUCAUGUCAGGGAUGUUGCUCGUCCCGGUCCAGCCAGCUUCAGGUCAUCCUCAGUGUCUGGACUUCGAGCCACCUUUCAAACCGUCCUGGCACCUGGAGUUUUGCACCCAGUACGAGCAGUUUGGCUGCUGCGACCAGAAAACGGACAACACGAUCGCAGAGAGAUACUGGGACAUCAUUGACCAGUUGGAAACGGCGGGUCAUGAGCUCUGUGCAGACAUGUUGAAGGAAAUCAUGUGCCAGUCUUUUUUACCAGUGUCAUUAAUCGUCUCUGUGAUAGUCAGAGAGCUACCUGGCCUUUGCUUCGACUACUUCACCGAGUUUCACGGCAAAUGUCGCCAUGUGGUGAAAUAUUUAACCGAGAACCAGCUGCUGCAGGACACGUCUGAGCGAGACGCGUCCACGUUCUGCAGCCUGGUCGACUUGUCCGACCGGGACUACUGCUACCCCAACGUCUAGAAGAGCCCCGACCUCAACAGCAACCUGGGACGGGUGGCGGAGGACCCCAGAGGGUGUCUCCAGGUGUGCCUCACAGAGGUGGCCAACAACCUCAGGAACCCCGUGUUGAUGCUUCACAGCGGCGACGGCACACAUCGCAUGUUCAUCGCCGAGCAGGUGGGCUUCGUGUGGGUUCACCUGCAUGACGGCAGCCGGCUAGAGCAGCCCUUCCUGGACAUGAGUGGGGAGGUGAUGACGACGCCCUGGCUGGGGGACGAGAGGGGCUUCCUGGGCAUGGCCUUCCACCCCGAGUACCGGGACAACGGACGCUUCUUCAUCUACUACUCUAUCCAGGUCAACAGUGAGGUGGAGAAGGUCAGAGUCAGUGAGAUGCAGGUGUCUGCCCACGAUAUGAACAAGGCUGAUCCGUACUCAUUCAGAACCAUUCUAGAGAUCGUGGAGCCUGCCGCAAACCACAACGGAGGCCAGCUGCUGUUCGGUCUCGAUGGAUGUUUGUACAUCUUUACUGGUGAUGGUGGAAAAGCUGGAGAUGCAUUCGGGAAGUAUGGCAAUGCGCAAAACAAGUGGCGCUGCUCUGUGGACCGCGGAGACCCGGUCAGCCGGUACGGCAGGGGCAGGAUAUUCUGUGGAGACGUGGGUCAAAACCGCUACGAGGAAAUUGACAUCAUCGUGAAGGGAGGGAACUAUGGAUGGAGAGCUGAAGAGGGCUUUGAGUGCUUUGAUAUAAAACUGUGCCACAACUCCUCCUUGGACGACAUCCUCCCCAUAUUUGCAUACAGCCAUCAUGUUGGGAAGUCUGUGACAGGCAGAUACGUGUACAGAGGAUGUGAGUCACCCAAUCUCAACGGACUGUACAUCUUUGGAGACUUCAUGAGCGGUCGAGUGAUGGCGUUGGAGGAAGAGAAGUCCACAUGAACCUGGAGGGAGAGGAGUUUGUGUAUGGGGGAAACAAAGACGUGCUCCUUUCCUGGACUCAUCAAUCAUCACCACAAGUUCAUCAUCUCAUUUGCUGAAGAUGAAGCAGGGGAACUCUAUUUGUUGGCCACUGCGUACCCCGGCGCCAACUCUCCUCAUGGAACUGUUUUCAAAUUCAUGGACCCUUCCAGGAGAGCUCCUCCUGGAAAAUGUAAGCAGAAGCCGCUGCCUGUCAAAGUCAGAGGGAAGAAGGUUCCCUUUGUGGCCCGAGAACUGACUGUGCUGGACACAAAUGAAAAACCUACCAGACCACCACCAAGACAAUUCAAACUCACCCCCAAACCAACGGUGACGAGGAGCCACGACACACCAGCAGCGACCGCUGCCAGCGAGGCCAUGACGAGCUCUGCUGUGAAGCUGAAAUGGAAAUCACUUGAUAAGAAAGCGAGGAAGACAAUUAAGUUGCAACCGUGGAAGAAGAAAAAAGUGCUGAAAAAGCAGCCAGCUAACGCAGAAAUGAAGAAGAACACUGUGAGACAGAAAUCCAAGGAACAAUCAAAGAAGACAGCUGUGAUGACGCCUUUCAGAAACAAAGUUAAACCAGCGACCAACCAAACUGCCAAAGCUGAUGUGAAGAGUUACGCUCUUAAACAAACCAACAGCCUGAAACAUGGCACGGUCCACAUGAGGAAGAUUCCCCCAAAAGCUGCACAGAAGAAAAGCAUUAAGUUUAAACAAUCUCAUUCCUUCAUGAACAAAACUGAGACAAACGUGAAUGUGAAAACGAACAGAACAAUGCAAAACAAACUUCAGGUAAAGACAAAGCAAGCGAAAAAAGCACUUUAAAAUAUGUAUUUUGUUUUAUUUUGUAUAUUUUAGUUUGUGAUAUCAGUGUUGAAUAUCAUGUUUUAAAGGAGCCGCUACCAGAGCCGUAUACGGCGUCUCUACAUCACUCCUCCGCAGGUCAAAUAUUGUCACUUCCG